UUUUCGGCUUUUGGCUUUAUACCGACGCAUCUCGCACCUUUCACAGUCACGUUGUCAUUCUCAUUCUUAGUUUCUCUAUGACGGAGGACUUUCUCCCUCUGCAAUUUUCGCCUAUUCAACAUUGCAACCUCCGUCAACAAAUCUUCUAAGGCAAUGUGCUAAAGAGCCUUCUGAUUCAGAUUUCUGCUUAGAUUUUUUCUAAAAUUCACAGAGAUAGUCACUUGGGGAUCUGUCUCUCUUAAUUUUAAGGAAAAUGUUUAAGAUCCCAGAGCACCAAGUUGCUGGUCAUCAAGCCAAAGAUGGUAUCCUUGGCCCCCUAAUAGACGAUUCUGGAAACUUCUAUAAGCCUCUUCAAAAUGAUGAACGUGGUUCCAAAGAAAUUGCAUUUUAUACCUCCCUGUCUUCUGAUCCCAGGGUCCCUGACAACAUUCGCAGAUACUUCCCCAUUUUUCGUGGUACUAAGGCUAUCAAUGCAUCUGAUGGCUCUGGCUUACAACCCCAUCUUGUUUUGGAAGAUGUUGUCUCCAGUUACCAGAGCCCAUCUGUAAUGGACAUCAAAAUUGGUUCUAGGACUUGGGAUCCUCAAGCUUCUGAGUCCUACAUUGAAAAGUGUUUAAAAAAGGAUAGAGAAUCCUCUAGUCUGACAUUGGGUUUUAGAAUAUCAGGAUUGAAGUUAGUGACCUCCUCCAAAGAUGCAUCGGUCUGGCAGCCGGGUAGGAAGUUUCUUCAAAACCUAGCUGCCAACGACGCCAAAUUGGUAUUGAGUAGGUUUGUUUCUUCCAACGUGGCUUCAAAUGAUAACAUACACCCAGAUUGUUCUUUUGCGUCCAAGGUUUUUGGUGGACCUUCUGGAAUUUUGGAACAGCUACUGGAACUUAAGAAAUGGUUUGAGGUUCAAACUAUUUUUCAUUUCUAUUCUUGUUCUGUCCUCGUGGUAUAUGAAAGGGAAUCUCUGAUGAAAGGAAGUAGUAGUUCAGGUGCUGUUGUUAAACUUGUUGACUUUGCACAUGUGGCGGAUGCAAAAGGUGCCAUUGAUCACAACUUCUUGGGAGGGCUUUGUUCUUUAAUUAAGUUCAUUUCAGAUGUAUUGGAGGCACCUGUUGAAAACGGCAUUUGUAACAAUUACUGUUCUAAAGAUGAACACUGAGACUGCUUUGCUUCCAGGGACAAUUUUGGGAUUUCCAAACAAAUUCUGACUUUGUUGACAGUCAAAUCAAGUAAAGUACUAGCAUUACUUUCUACACUGCCUCUGUUAUCCUAUAUUCUCCGCAUUAUAUUUCUUGCAAGUCAAUGUUACUAUGUUGCAUAUCAUGUGGCAGAUGGUGCAUAUGAACUCAAAUUUCCUGCUAAUUAAUUCAAGCAUCAGUUGUCUUUGUCAGAUGA
Arachis ipaensis is the source of this 1383-nucleotide messenger RNA. RefSeq names its product inositol polyphosphate multikinase beta. Gene Ontology annotation, biological process: inositol phosphate biosynthetic process. The record is from RefSeq and is a predicted model, not a curated record. Gene Ontology annotation, cellular component: nucleus; cytoplasm. Gene Ontology annotation, molecular function: inositol-1,4,5-trisphosphate 3-kinase activity; inositol tetrakisphosphate kinase activity. Lineage: Eukaryota; Viridiplantae; Streptophyta; Magnoliopsida; Fabales; Fabaceae.